AUGUGUGGUUGGACCAACAAAUCAUUUGACUUGUUGCUUGACUUACUUUGGAAAGCAUUUCCCAAAGACAAUAAGAUUCCACGGUCUUAUUAUGAGGCUAAGAAAAUGUUGCGUGAUCUUGUUUUAGGGUAUGAAACUAUUCAUGUAUGUGAGUUUGAUUGUGCUUUAUACUGGAAAGAAAAUAAAAAUGCUGAAAGAUGUCCUAUAUGUGGUCAUGAACGAUACAAAUUCCAAGGAACUAAAGGUAAGAAGAUCCCGAAUAAAAGGAUGCAAUAUUUUCCUAUAACUCCACGUUUGCAACGACUUUUUAUGUCUCGCCAUACAUCAUCUGAUAUGAGGUGGCAUAUGGAAGAACGUGUUGAUACUGCAGGUGUACUUAGACACCCCACAAAUGCAGAGGUUUGGAAGAAUUUUGAUAGACAAUAUCCUGAUUUUGCAAAAGAAUCUAGAAAUGUUAGGUUAGGAUUUGCAACAGAUGGGUUCAAUCCAUUUGGUGAUUUAUCAAACUCGUAUAGCAUGUGGCCAGUGUUGCUAAUGCCAUAUAACAUGUCACCAUGGAGAUGUAUGAAACAGAAAUUCUUAAUGAUGACAUUACUAAUUCCAGGACGUCAUUCUCCAGGUAAAGACAUAGAUGUCUAUUUAGGACUUUUGAUCGAUGAGCUUAAGGAACUAUGGGAAAAUGGUGUACGUACUUUUGAUAUUAUCAAUAAAGAAUAUUUUACCAUGCGUGCUGCAGUAUUGUGGACAAUAAAUGAUUUUCCAGCAUAUGAACCUGUAUCUGGGUAUAGCACUCAAGGGCCAGGUAAAAAUGAUAAGAUCAUUAAGGGCGAUAAGCAACAAAUGAAUGAUUCAUGUUAUGAAAACAAAACGAACUGGAAGCGAAAAAGUAUAUUUUGGGAGUUAGAAUAUUGGCCUAAAUUAAAACUAAGACAUAACUUGGAUGUGAUGCAUAUUGAGAAAAAUAUAUGUGAUAGUGUGGUUGGUACAAUAUUUAGUAUCGAUGGGAAGUCUAAAGAUACUGAAAAUGCAAGACUUGAUUUACAAGACUUAAAUAUUCGUAAGCAGCUACACAUGAAAAAGAAGGGGAAUAACUGGUUGAAACCAGUAGCAUGUUAUACGUUAUCAGCGAAGGAACGACAAGAAUUUUGUACGUUUAUAAAGUCUGUAAAAUUUCCUGAUGGAUAUGCAGGAAAUAUUUCUCAAAAUAUUAACAUGAAGGAUGGGAAAUUAUUUGGGUUGAAAAGUCAUGAUUGCCAUAUCUUGUUACAGAGGUUGUUACCUAUUGGACUAAGGCCAUAUUUGAAAAAGAAAGUGAUGGAUGUAAUUGUUGAGUUGUCGUUAUUCUUCAAAAAGCUAUGUGCGAGGACAAUAUAUGUGAAAUACUUAGAUGAAUUGGAAGAGGGCAUUGUGUUCACGCUAUGUAAAUUAGAAAGUAUUUUUCCUCCUGCUUUCUUCGAUGUGAUGAUACAUCUUGCGGUGCACCUGCCAUUAGAAGCUAAGUUAGGUGGUCCAGUACAAAUGAGAUGGAUGUAUUCGAUCGAAAGGUAA
Messenger RNA from Humulus lupulus (European hop), 1548 nucleotides. RefSeq lists its product as uncharacterized. The transcript has 2 exons. Bases 1 to 1548 code for a protein of 515 amino acids. Lineage: Eukaryota; Viridiplantae; Streptophyta; Magnoliopsida; Rosales; Cannabaceae. The record is from RefSeq and is a predicted model, not a curated record.